This is a messenger RNA of Ipomoea nil (Japanese morning glory), 1031 nucleotides long. Its product is annotated as replication protein A 32 kDa subunit B. The transcript has 10 exons. The coding region runs from base 40 to 879 and encodes 279 amino acids. The record is from RefSeq and is a predicted model, not a curated record. Gene Ontology annotation, cellular component: site of double-strand break; nucleus; chromosome, telomeric region. NCBI's taxonomy places the organism in Eukaryota, Viridiplantae, Streptophyta, Magnoliopsida, Solanales, Convolvulaceae. Gene Ontology annotation, biological process: double-strand break repair via homologous recombination; nucleotide-excision repair; DNA replication. Gene Ontology annotation, molecular function: DNA binding.
GGAACACAAUCGGACCGGAAGAGACAACUGCAAAAAGAGAUGUAUGGUGGGAGCGCUUCGUUCGACGGCAACGCGGCCUUCGCCGGAGGCGGUUUCAUGCCUUCUCAGGCGACUCAAACUGCUACCGAUCCUUCCUAUUCUUCAUCUAAGAGUCGCGAUUCCCAAUCGUUGCUUCCGUUGACAGUGAAGCAGAUAAUAGAUGCUGUAAAUUCCAGCGACGAUAAGAUAAACUUUCUAGUUAAUGGUGUUGACGUGAAUAAUGUGAAACUAGUGGGGAUUGUGUUCAACAUGGCUGAUAGGGCCACUGAUUUUUCAUUUGUGCUUGAUGAUGGAACAGGGCGCAUUGACUGCUAUCGAUGGCUGAAUGAACCCUUUGACAAAACGGAAAUGGCAGCUAUCUCAAAUGGUAUGUAUGUUAAAGUCCAUGGACACUUGAAGGGUUUCCAGGGCAAGAAACAGUUGAUGACUUACUCUGUCAGGCCUGUUGAUGAUUAUAAUGAGAUUGCGCAUCACUUUGCUGAAGCUAUUUAUGCUUAUUGCCACAACACCAAGUUACGGAAACUUCCAGACAGUGCUAAUACUGCCACCCAUGUGCCUAAUUCAGCUAUGAACACACCUAUGAAGGGGUACCAAGUUUCCCAACCAAAUUUUUCUGCGUAUAAUGUGGAUGGAAUUACGGGCAUAGAAAAGAUGAUCAUAAGCUAUUUGCAUCAGCCCCAAUGCCUUGUUCAGGAAAAAGGGGUUCACCGCAAUGAGCUUGUUCAACAACUAAACAUUCCUCUUGAGAAGCUCUUAAAAGCGAUGGAAUCAUUGGAGUCAGAAGGGCUUGUUUACUCCACAAUAGAUGAGUGUCACUACAAGUCCACCGGUAAUGGGUGAUAACAUUGCAUAUGUAUGGUUGUCAUAUAUUUUAAAUUUGGUCACUUCACCAGAACCAUUGGGUUCUUACUAGUAUAGGCUUUUCUUCCUAGAAAAAACUUGUUGCCCACUCGAAUUUUAAUAGGUUGGGAGAAUUUAACUAUAUUAUGCUC